Messenger RNA from Dreissena polymorpha, 1757 nucleotides. RefSeq lists its product as uncharacterized. Gene Ontology annotation, biological process: DNA integration. The coding region runs from base 209 to 1444 and encodes 411 amino acids. Gene Ontology annotation, molecular function: nucleic acid binding. The record is from RefSeq and is a predicted model, not a curated record. The transcript is spliced from 2 exons. Lineage: Eukaryota; Metazoa; Mollusca; Bivalvia; Myida; Dreissenidae.
CGGGAAUUCAUAACGUUGACGUUUAUCCGCUAACAUGCACGCGACGUCAUGUAUACUAUCGACGUCAUUUCUUAUGUUGUACAUAUACAAGUUCGUAUUAACGUUUAUUAAAAGGUCGAACCUAACGCACGAUUCCAUAGUUUAUUAACACUAUACGAUCAUACGCAACAUUUUGGUAUCGCCGCUUGUUAAACAGCUUAAGCUUUUCAUGAAGGACAAUGUGAUUCGUUGUGGUGGACGCAUUCAUAAUGCAGCCUUAGAAGAAGAGACGAAACAUCCGAUUUUGCUGUCGGCAAAGCAUGCAUUCACGCACCUGGUAGCCAAGGACGCCCAUGAGAGGUUACACCAUGCCGGACCCAGCUCAACUAUAACACUUUUGAGAGGAAAAUACUGGAUACCAGCUAUACGUCCAUGCGUUCGUUCGAUAUUACGAAAGUGCGUGAUCUGCAAAAAGGUUUCUGGUAGACCAUACAAAGCACCAGACCCUCCUCCGUUACCGAAGACAAGAGUGUCAGACGUAGCCCCGUUCACGUAUACAGGUGUUGACUAUUCCGGAGCUCUUACUGUGCGUGACACUAACGGAAACGACAUGAAAACAUACAUAUGUCUGUUUACCUGCGCCAGUACGAGAGCCGUUCACUUGGAACUGGUACCAGAUCUGUCGGCGGAGUCAUUCCUGUUUGCAUUUAGGCGCUUCUGUAGUCGCAAAUCAACACCAAAAAUUAUGAUGUCUGAUAACGGCACGACAUUCACGGCUGCUGCUAGAAAUUUAAAUAAUUUGUGUGAAUCUGCGGUGGUGCGUGACGAAUUCAACAACCGAUUAAUCGAUUGGAAAUUCAUCCCUACAAGAGCCCCUUGGUUUGGGGGUUGGUGGGAAAGAAUGAUCGGUCUCACCAAAAAUGUAUUGAAGAAGGUACUUGGUAAAGCGUACGUGACAUAUGAAACACUACAGACUAUUGUCACUGAAGCAGAAGCCGUUAUCAACGACAGACCCCUUACUUACGUCACUUCCGGCGAGCCAGGACAGCCGGAAACAUUGACGCCUGCCCAUCUUCUAUAUGGAAGACGGAUAACGUCACUUCCUGUCGAGCCUGCGACAUUGCCAGCAGAUUAUUGCAUCAAUCGUUCGUCGCUUGUGAAGCAAGGUAUUCGACGAGUGCAACUCAUACAGAACUUCCGCGAAAGAUGGCGACGUGAAUACCUGACGGCACUCAGAGAAAGAAGUCAAGUACAGGGAAAUAACAACCAGACGAUAUCAGUAGGCGACGUCGUACAGAUUCAAGAUGACUGCCCGAGGACGCAAUGGCGCUUGGCCGUUGUGGAGGAACUCGUGCCGGGAAAUGACGGACUCGUUCGUUCGGCGAAAGUUCAAAAAAAAAAUGGACUCACUCAUCGACCAAUCGUGAAACUUUAUCCAAUUGAAGAAUGUGAAAACAAUAUCUAGAGACUGUUUAUAUAAUGUGAUAAUAGAGACUUAAUGUGAUUAUUGUGAUAAGCAGAGACUUACGCUAAUUUAAUAAUACUUGUUAAAAUAAUUUCAUGUUAUAUUUUCUGUUGUUAGAUUUUAUAUCAUUUCGAGGCCCGGAAUAUGUCGGGAAUUCAUAACGUUGACGUUUAUCCGCUAACAUGCACGCGACGUCAUGUAUACUAUCGACGUCAUUUCUUAUGUUGUACAUAUACAAGUUCGUAUUAACGUUUAUUAAAAGGUCGAACCUAACGCACGAUUCCAUAGUUUAUUAACACUAUACGAUCAUACG